GGGCUGAUGGGAGAUCUGAGGCCUCUGAUAGAAACCACGUGUUCCUCGUCUCAUCUCUCAGCUCGUCCUUGUUUGUCCUCUGCAGCGUCACAGCGUCACUUCUCCUCGGGUUCACCAGAGGAAACAUCGCAGCUCCAAAAUGCUUCUCCUCCCAGCCGCCGCCCUGUGCUGCCUGUGUUCAGCGCUGGUUUCCAUGGCAGCCGAGCUGAUUCAGGAUGAUUUAUCAUUGACCAGGAGAGUCGGUGAAGAAGUCUCCUUCAGCUGUGGAGGCACUGAUCAGUGUGGUAGCUACGUAUACUGGUACCAAAAGAAAGACACAGAAACAUUCAGAGUGAUUCUUCGUAUUGACAGGAGUACUGGAGCUUUAGAUAAACGCUACAAUCAUCCACAGGAAGAUGAUUUCUCAGCUGUGAAAAAGAAAGGCUGGGAGCUUCAGAUCCAGAGAGUUAAAGACUCUCAUUCAGCCACAUAUUACUGCUCCUGUUGGAUUAGUGUCUGUUUCACUGUGUGGGGCAUCUUUGGCUCUGGAACUAAACUGUUUGUAACAGAUGAGCAGGUGGUGAAGCCCGUGGUGAGCGUGUACCCGGCAGCAUCGAGAGCCCAGCUGGAGGAGAAGAACUCUCUACUGUGUGUGGCCUCAGCCAUGUUUCCUCCUCUGGUCCAGAUCUCCUGGAAAAAACAGAAAGUGAACGGUCCUCUGCAAGAUGCGCACCCUGCUAAGGCGAAGCAGCAGGAGCUGAGGGAGUCGGGGUGCAGCGCCUCCAUCUUGACGAUCCCUCAGAGAGAGUACAGCACCUAUAAAUACCUCUGCUCAGUGCAGCAUCAGGGGGGCACAGUGAAUGCUCAAACAGGAACAGAGGUCCCAGUUCCUACGACCUCCAGUCCUCCAGAGAGAGAGCCGACAGACCUGCCAACUCUGCAGCCGACUGACAAUCCAGCUUCAAGCUCAGCAGCCCAGGCACCUACAGCCAAACCAGCCUUACAGGACGCUGGAGAAGGAGUGUCCUUUCAGUCUCAGUGCAAGGUGAAGCUGCUGACGCUGCUGUACACGGUGCUGAUACUGAAGAGUCUGGUGUACUGCUGUGGACUCUCUCUGCUGAGGAUCUUCAGAAACAACAAACCGUCCAUCCACUGAACAUGUGCUGACUGAUUGUCUUCUGAUGUUAUGUGCCGUAGUGUUUUUGUAGUUUUUAUGAAAGAAGCUUGUUUGUGAAAAAGUAAAGCUCUAUGCUGAUGACACUGUGUUUUUUGUACAUAAAUGAACGCACUGCAGGGUGGGCUACCUUUAUCAAUUUAUUCCAUUUACAGCUUUUAUCAACAGUCCAAAAUGUUGUCUAAGAAGUCUAAUACCUAAAUCUUAUGGUUUAUCUUCAUCUUCCUGUAGUUCACAAAUAUUUAACAAAAUUGAAAAUAAGUCAAGCAGAUUAUUUAAAAGUACAUCACCAGGUUUAACAUCCUGCUACUGUUGUAAGUUUGGGGGCAUUGACAAUCAGCAACUGAAUCAGAAUAACUUUUAUUGCUAAGUAAGGUCUGGCUAAUGUGAGAGCCCACACAUGACGACAAGUAAUGACAGAUUUACCAGUUCAGUUCUUAUAGUGUGUGUGGAGAGCAACGAGAUGACCGACUCAGCACACCACACACUCACAGAUUCAUUCAACAACAGUCUCCACUCUCAGAACUCGUCAUCUCCCGCUGUCAGACACGAUUUAAGAGUAAACAAACAUGAUGGUCAAGCUAAAUGUGGCUAGCUGUUAGCUGGUACUCCUGUCCUUGUCAGUUGGAUUGUGCUUUGUUUUACAGACACGUUGUGUAAACACUUGUGUUGUUGAAACAAAUCAACAAGUUGCUCCUCCAUUUAUGAAAUCCAUCUAACUUCAUGCUUUGUGUUUGCUUGUGUAUGCUUUGUGUUUGCUUUGUGUUCUCCCAACACAACAGGAUGUCUGACAAUUUAAAAUCGGGGCGGCGAGGUUAAAAUCACACACUUUACACCACAGGAACAUCUGGUGAGAUAAUCUUUGGAACUGUCAGAUAAUCAGGCUUUUGUUGAAUUUGGUCAGAAGUGGAGAAUCGGCCCCGAAAUCGGCUUGAUUAUCUUGUUGUGUGUACCCCACUUAAGAUUACAUAUAUAACACAAACGUCUAUCAGAUUGUAUCGUAUACAGAAGGAAUUUGUCUUGGUGUUAUUGAUGCAUUAUUGUUUAUAAAACCCACAUAAACAGCAGUACUGCUACUGUCAAGAAGUGUAGAAAUACUGUUACAUAGCAGCAUAAAUAUAAAGCUAAAUCAAAUAAAAGAGUAAAAGAUGUGUCUUUGGUGUAUGAAAGGAGCUGUGAGUGUUUUGUUUUUCUUUUUAAAUAAAAAUCUGUCUUUUUAAGGAUUUCAUUUAGCUUCACAAUAAAUAUGUAAAAACAC
This is a messenger RNA of Labrus mixtus (cuckoo wrasse), 2411 nucleotides long. RefSeq names its product immunoglobulin kappa light chain-like. The coding region runs from base 140 to 1135 and encodes 331 amino acids. The record is from RefSeq and is a predicted model, not a curated record. The transcript has 7 exons. Lineage: Eukaryota; Metazoa; Chordata; Actinopteri; Labriformes; Labridae.